AUGGCGACGAACUCCUCUCUCUCGCUACAGUGGUCCUUGGACAACACGAGUCUCAAUGCCCUCUCUAUAGGUCGAGGUAUCGUUCAGGCAAUGACAGGCGACAAUAUCCAGCCUAUAGCCCUGCUUGCCUGUGAGAAGUUCGGUACUACUCUCCCAGUGUGUAUCGAAACAAGUCUGAAGAUCGAACAACUUGCACGGCGUAGCCACUCCUCAACAGCGAAUUUUCUGAAAGCCCAAAUAGGAUAUUCGGUCGGCGACGCCGCGUAUUAUCUAUCACAGUCAGACGGUGGUAUUCGUUUCCUAUGUCUAGCCGCAACUCUUUGCACGAUAAAGAAGGGACUUGUGAGGGCCCAGCUACUCGAUGAGCUGUUACGAAGCACAGUUCAAAGCUGUGAAAUGUUUCCGACGCUCAUGCAGCUAAAUGAUCUAUUGCGGGCUUUGGAGACAAAAAUGACAGUAUCUUCAUUUGCAAAUGAGGUAAUAGGUUGGGCUUUAAUGAACGAAUUCAGCAUCUAUCAUGGUGAUGUUCUCGAACGAGAGAAUAGUGGCGUUGUUGGAGGUCUUGGCAGGGAGGAAGUCGUGAUACCUGCAAAUCCCGAUAUCCAGCGACUGGUAGCCGCUUUGAGAGAUUGUUUCCGGAUUGGCCCAGAAUGCAAUAUUCACAUUCUAUCCAGUCGUCGUUUCGCCGCUUGGACGAUUGCCUUUGUGAAGUGGUUCACUGGCUCGCCUCCUUGCUUGAACUUUGGAGCUUUUGCUUCGGUCGAAUCGAUGUCUCGAGUUUCUCUCUUUCUUCUUCCGCAGAGAGAUUCCUUUGAAAUAUCCGUGGUCAAGCAAGUGGCUGAUUUUAAUUCCUUGCUAUGCCCUGAAAACAAAGGUGAUUUUGAUGCAGGAAAGGACGGAUCCAAAUGCGGAAGUCGGUUCUGUGGAUUGAUAGAUGUGCCAACUCUAUUCUCCUUGAAAUUACAGAGGCAAUAUGGUACCUGUGGACCGGGGCAAAAGGUCUUGACCUUGUUGGUUGAAGCAGUUUUCAUGAUUUUGAAGCACCUACCAGAGACCAUAAUACCUAUGCCAUUUUAUGAAGGGCUCGGAAACCUUUCGGACGCUAAUUUAUCCGUUCCACGACCUUUUCCACCAUUCGAACGGAGAAUGGAAAUUGCUCAAGUUGCACUGGGAAACUCACUGGAGGUCCAAGGCACCGCGCCCAACCUGGAGAAAUGGAAGGAGCAUCUACAACAACACCGUGCCCAAUGCUGUAAAUGCAAGAAAAGUUUUGACGAGAGAUCAAGUUGUAUUGCGAGAGCGGCUGGGGUUCUUGCGGCUGACCUUCUAGCCACAUGUCUAUAUGACAUAGACGAUAUUGCUAGUCUAAAAGUUCCUCUAAGGGGAAAGUACUCCCUGGCAAAGAAACCACAUGACCAGUCGAAAGAGUUCUACAUAGAAUCGAGCACUGGCAUCUCUGCUUGCUGGCCUGAGUUAGUCGUUGAUGGGUGGCAGUCACUGGUACUGAACGGUGAGGUCACUUGGCUCUCAAUAAGCCCUUUCGAAAUCGUCAGUUAUGCUGUGGGAUUUCUCGGUCUUGAAUGGGAUCAUGGAGAUGACAGCGGAUGCGGGGGUUCUAUUAUCUCCUUAGGACGUGGCCAAGUCGUCUAUCCGGACAUCUUCAACAAGAAACACCUCACGCAGGAGAACUACCUCAGCUUGCAAUACACUAGGGGCACCGUGCAGUGGGACGGAAUGGGUAUUAGUAAGGUCAUUAGUUCCGGAGACAUAGGCAGCUGGGUUGUAACGCCCCGGGAGGCGUUUGAUCAUCUGAACAUGACAUACUAUCCGAGCGUUAGUAAAGAUGCUUCUAUGACAUGGAAUGUGGAAGUAGGCGAAAAAAAUGGUUUACUACUCAAGGGUUUGUUAGUGGAUCUCAUCUCUUUCCCAAGGAGUAUGCCGUGGUUCAUCUUCAUGGAUGUCUACAAUGUGCAAUGGAAGCUUGCUUGA
This is a messenger RNA of Venustampulla echinocandica, 1989 nucleotides long. RefSeq lists its product as uncharacterized. The record is from RefSeq and is a predicted model, not a curated record. NCBI's taxonomy places the organism in Eukaryota, Fungi, Ascomycota, Leotiomycetes, Helotiales, Pleuroascaceae. Bases 1 to 1989 code for a protein of 662 amino acids. The transcript has 2 exons.